Rhopalosiphum padi (bird cherry-oat aphid) is the source of this 1980-nucleotide messenger RNA. It is a transcript of the gene spict, whose product is annotated as magnesium transporter NIPA2. Gene Ontology annotation, molecular function: magnesium ion transmembrane transporter activity. The coding region runs from base 501 to 1550 and encodes 349 amino acids. The record is from RefSeq and is a predicted model, not a curated record. Gene Ontology annotation, biological process: magnesium ion transport. Gene Ontology annotation, cellular component: membrane. The transcript has 7 exons. NCBI's taxonomy places the organism in Eukaryota, Metazoa, Arthropoda, Insecta, Hemiptera, Aphididae.
UAUGGGCUAUGACUGUAGUACUUCAUUUAUUAGAAGUAGUUGAUAGUGUUAAUAGUUAUUGUUCAAUGUUUUAUAUUACUUCGUUAUUUGUUUUUCUAGGCUUAAGGCUAUAGCCUAUAAUCUUUAACACUACUAUUAUUAUAAUUUAUAUUUUAUAUUUUUUAUUUGAAGUUUAGUGUUUACAAUCUAAUAUACUAUAUUUAUUAUUACAUUUUUUAGAUAGUAAUUAGUAACAACUAAUUUAAUAUAGUAGUAUUAAUCAAUAAUCGCUAUUUGUUUCGUGUUCUCGUAUCAUCGCAGUACUUCUGUUAUGUAAACUCAUAUUAUCAUGGUGAAACCUUACAACUCAUAUGUAAUAUUUUUUCCACAAUUAUUGAAUUUGACGAUCGGAUUGGAUUACCAACUUGGGUUUAAGUUCUGAACAAUAUAGGAAUUUUAUUCAUUGUGGAUUAUCCCAUUUUAUUGUUUACUCAAUAACAAAUAACUCGAUUUUACUUACCAUGGACAAGGAAGAAGCAAUUAGAAUGUAUGAUAUGACUGAUUAUUAUAUUGGUCUUGGACUUGCUUUGUUUUCGAGUGGUUUUAUUGGAGCGAGUUUUAUUAUAAAGAAAAAAGCCCUUGUUCAAAUAUCAUUAGGAAGUGGACGCAGAGCAGCUAAUGGUGGCUAUGGAUACUUAAGUAAUUGGUUAUGGUGGUUUGGAUUAUCAAUGAUGGCAUUUGGAGAAGUAUUUAACUUUGCUGCUUAUGCUUUUGCCCCAGCUUCAGUGGUUACACCACUAGGUGCACUUAGUGUCAUUGUUGCAGCAAUAUUAUCUUCAAAGUAUUUAAAUGAACAGCUGAAUUUAUUGGCAAAGAUCGGUUGCUUUAUGUGUAUUAUUGGUUCUACAGUGAUGGUAAUUCAUUCUCCAAAAGAAGAAGAAGUUGACACCCUUGAAGAUUUAUUACAGAAACUUACAGAACCUGGUUUCAUCAUAUAUACAAGCAUAAUGUUGAUUAUAAUUUCCUCAAUAUUCUUCUAUUUUGGUCCACGCUAUGGUUCAUCAAAUGUUGUAGUUUAUGUUAUAAUGUGUUCAACUAGUGGUUCAUUAACUGUUAUGUGGUGUAAAGGACUUGGACUUGCUAUAAGAGAAACAAUAUCAGGUCAAAGUGAAUUCACAAAUUGGUUAACUUAUAUGUUUAUUGUCUUGCUGAUUACAUUUGUAUGUAUACAAAUGAACUAUUUGAACAAAGCCUUAGACACUUUCAACACAAGUGUUGUUACACCAGUUUAUUAUGUCAUGUUCACAACUCUAGUAAUAACAGCCUCUGCUAUACUAUUCAAGGAAUGGGAACAUCUACAGUUAAAUGACAUUAUUGGAAUUAUUUGUGGAUUCCUUAUAACUGUGACUGCAAUAUUUAUGUUGAAUACAUUCCGUGAUUUGGAUAUGUCACGUAGUCAUUUUGCAUGGCGAACUCGUCAACCAGUUACAAGGAAAUCUACAAUUGAAGAAAGUGCUCAAACUUCUGCCCUUAUUAAAAAUAAUACACAAUAUGGUACAAGAAAUGUUUGACAUUCAGAUAACAACACAAUAAAAUUUAAGAUCAAAAGAAAAAUAAUUUGGAUAUUAAAAUCCUUUGAACCUGGAUAAAAUAAAUUAUAUAUUAUUUUUAUAGUUGAUACAGACAUUUAGUCUUUUUUUGUUUGUUUUAGUUUAAUUUUUCCAAAUUAAAUAGCAUGUAAUAUAUUUAUGUAAGAAGUUGUUUUUGUAUAAUUUGGAGGAAAAGCUUGGGAACGAUUGUACCCCUAGUUUUGAAAUUAACUUCCUCAUAAUUUAAGCCAUUUGUGGACUAACUGAAAAAUAAGGGAUUUCAACAUUUCCAGUUUUUUUAUUGAAAUUAUAUCACUGAAUUAUACAUUAUUUUGUUAAAGUUGUUUUUAAUUAUAUUGUGUAUAACUAACAAAUUAGUAUAAUAUUAAUUUGAUCAGUUAUUUUCUUCCAA